UUAGGGCGGAAAUACUGUCUGCAAACCGGAAGUGUGGCAAUCCACUCGGUAAACUAGGCGCAGAGCGUCAUGGCGGACUACGAGCAGGUCCAGAAGGGGCCUCUGAAGCUAAAAGGUGUCGCAGAGCUCGGCGUGACCAAACGGAAGAAGAAAAAGAAGGACAAAGACAAGGCGAAGCUGCUGGAAGCGAUGGGGACGAGCAAGAAGAACGAGGAGGAGAAGCGGCGCGGCCUGGACAAGCGGACCCCGGCCCAGGCGGCCUUCGAGAAGAUGCAGGAGAAGCGGCAAAUGGAAAGGAUCCUGAAGAAAGCAUCGAAAACCCACAAGCAGCGAGUAGAGGACUUCAACAGACACCUGGACACCCUGACGGAGCACUACGACAUCCCCAAAGUCAGCUGGACGAAGUAGCCUCCUGGCUCUGGGUGUGGGGCGGCACCGAGGGGAAGCAGAAGGAGAUGCCAGGGUCAUGUUGGGCCCCUUUGUCAUUUUCUAGAAUUACUUUUCUGUACACAGACCCUUGCAUCUUCUGCCGGGACAGCGUUUUUCAAAGCUGUGUGCCCUCAUUCCGGAACUUGAUUAAAAGCAAGACGGUCCUUUUA
Messenger RNA from Tupaia belangeri chinensis (Chinese tree shrew), 599 nucleotides. It is a transcript of the gene FAM32A, whose product is annotated as family with sequence similarity 32 member A. Lineage: Eukaryota; Metazoa; Chordata; Mammalia; Scandentia; Tupaiidae. The record is from RefSeq and is a predicted model, not a curated record. Gene Ontology annotation, cellular component: nucleolus. The transcript has 4 exons. The coding region runs from base 70 to 408 and encodes 112 amino acids.